GCAACAAACACACUCAAACGCUGCGUAUCCUAGGAAGGACUGCACCUGACACCCAAGGGAAUUGGAAGAAACUCCUUGAAACGGGAAGGAUGGUCAAAGACUCGCGAACGUCUCCAAGAAGGAGGGCAAUGUAGUGCGCUCCGGACCGUGGUUGAACGGCGAAGUGGUUCAGCGUAAUAUGUGUGCAUUGUUUACACGAUUCUGGUGAAAUAUAGUGGCGGCCAGUGAGAAAAGUGCCGUGUACUAGCUUUCAGAAGGAUAUCCGAAACGGGUACGGUCACGUUUUUGGGAGCUGUUAAUCGAAGAAGGAAGUUAAUCCAAGUGAGAAGAAACGACGACGGUCUACGGGGGCAGUUCGUUUGAAGAAGAGCAAUCUGCCUACUUCGAUCACAUUUCCUGGAGCUCUAGCUAAAACGUGCCGAGCGUUGGUGGCGUUGGAAUGGCAGGCGACUUUUCGGGCUGCACAGCGCGGAAGAAAAAUCGGGCCCAAUCCAUCGAGUACAAUCCGGUCAAGACGGAUGGCAGUGGUGAAAAUUCGAAACAACCCACGAACCCGCUGACCACCCGGAGCGGACUGCGGGUGUACAAGAUAGUGAUCCUGGGUGACGGAGGCGUCGGGAAAUCGGCCGUUACCCUUCAGUUCGUCAGCCACAGCUUCCUGGACUAUCAUGAUCCGACGAUUGAGGACUCGUACCAGCAGCAGGCCGUUAUCGAUGGAGAAGCCGCCCUGCUGGACAUACUGGAUACGGCCGGACAGGUGGAAUUUACGGCCAUGCGUGAUCAGUAUAUGCGGUGCGGGGAAGGUUUCAUCAUCUGCUACUCGGUUACCGAUCGGCACAGCUUUCAGGAAGCUUCCGAGUACCGGAAGCUGAUUGCCCGUGUACGGCUAACGGAAGACAUUCCGCUGGUGCUGGUGGCUAACAAGCUCGAUUUGCAGUCGCAGCGGAAGGUUACGACGGAGGAGGGCAAAACGCUGGCCAAGCAGUUCGGGUGUCCGUUCUAUGAAACGUCGGCCGCCCUAAGACACUACAUCGAUGAGGCGUUUUUCUCGCUGGUGCGUGAGAUACGGCGAAAGGAGGAACAACGGGCACUGAACGGUGGUUCCAGCUCGGAAAAGAUACACCCAAGGCGGCGCAGUCGCUGGUGGCGGUUACGGUCAAUAUUUGCACUCGUCUUUAGACGCCGCCGAAAUGCUACCGGUAUCAAUCAAUAGGUGGCACAACACGGGCUAACCCCGGGCUUGUGUGCAGUCAGCCAAUGAGUCAUACGUUGCUGUUACUGGCGUUACUGGGUUGAUUGUAAAUCGGCACGUUUUAUGGUGUUCAGUUCGUAUAGGUCUCCCAUCGUCCCAACGAGCUAUGCGUUGUACGUUUCGUUUACUUGCUGCUGGUUGUUGUUGGAUUCCUUUUUCUAAGGUGCUUCUAUUCAACGAUAAAAAAGGAGAAAAAUUCUACUUAUCUCACGUUGUUUCGCUUUCAAAGCAAAUGGAUAGCAGAGAUUGAACCAACAUAAAGAAUCAAAAUCCUUACAGAACUGUAAGAUAAGAUGCGCACAGAGCUCUAGAGAGCUCAAUAGCAAGAUGAGCAGAUGCUAUUGGUCCCGUUUUAAAUGGAUAGUGUAUAAUUGAUUUUAAAUAUCGUUUAACUGGCAUUAGAAGACGCUAAACAAACCAUUGUCUUUUUAGAGCAGUAUUCAUCUGACAGUAGUACAUUAGCGUUAACACAAGUCAACGAAUCUUUAAAAAACGUUCCAACCUGCAAUUAAGUUAGUGGAAUUAGCUUUCCUUCCCCGUAUCGUUUACGAUGCACUACGGCAAGUCUCGAGGGAUGUAGCAGUACCGGAAGUUGGGCAGAAGGAAGGUUAAAGGUCGCACCUAGUGCAGUAGAAGAUCGUGCAUAGAAUGCGUAGCGUGUAUAAUAGGCAUUAGGUCAUCCUUAGGUUAUUGUCUCUCAAAUCAUACCAUCCUAUGGUAGUGUUCUCGUCAUCAACACUUCACUUCGCCACCCCACUAUCGCAUGUACGUUUAAAUCAAACCAAAAACUAAGCUCCAAACAGGUACACGAGUACUACAGCAAAACACUGAAACUAAACCAAAACUUAUCAAACUAAAAUAUCUGUGAUGUAUGCCAAAAAAACCUAAACAAAACGAUGGAACUAUCAAACCUAAUUCCUUUUCUUUGGUACAAAUACUAAUUUUCAUAUUACGUCUAUUUCAUUACUUUAUAUUUCGUAUUUUUUAAAUAUUAAGUAUAAUUUAAAAACUGCACGCAACUCGAUGCAAACCAAAAUUCCCAAAAUUACACCACAAUGUUACAAAAAAAAAAAAACUGCAGAAAACUGUACGCAAAUAGAGCAAAAGUAUUCAAACAGGGUUAAAUAAUAUUAUAUUUGUAUUAGAAAUAUCAUCAUACAGCAGCCUAUACAGGUCCAAGACACAACCUUACUGUAAGAUUUCUAGUCCGCCAUAGCAAAGGGUGAGGUGCGAGAGCGAGAGAGUGUUUUGAGGUUCAAAAACGGGUUCAUUGUUUUAAAAUGUGAAAUAUUAUAUCGUAGACAAGAGUUAAGGACUUGGUCUUGAAAGGGGAAGAUUUAAAUCACUAAGUCCCGUGUUAAAAAAAAUAUUUAUCCAAACAUUUUCGUAAACUCGAGUAAUUUUUAUUUAUCAUGAAGCUUCAAACCGAGUUUCAACUACUUUUAAUUAUUUUAUAACUUUCCUUUCUAUUUGCAACGUUGAAAUGAUGCACAAUGAUACUCACUGGCAACGUUUUUAAAAACCAAAGAUUGAUCCUUCGUGAAAACGACAAACAAACCAGCGAAAAACCCCUCCCCGGGCACAUACCAGAGAUACAAUCGAAAGCAAUAGCAAUGGUAAUCGUACGUAACGCAUAUGUUAUAUCUAUAUACACCCGAAUAUUGUGCUAAAAAAAUCGAAUUGUCAACAUGUAGACUGUAGAAGAAGUUCUUCCUCCCACCACCACCAGCCCCAUCAGACCGACACCCAACCCCCCCCCCCCCCAUCACAGUCUUAGCCACACAGUCGUAUCGUGCAGCUGUUUAGAGCUGUCGCGUUGUACAAACUCCCAACCUUAGGUGUAAUUAAGUGCACCGGAAAGAACCAAUUACCUAGUGUGACACUCGCAAUAGCGAUGCGUAGCGCAUCGUCCCGUAUAAGUAGUUUGGAGGGUAGGCCAACCAACACCAACCCGCUGAAACAAAACAUGCAAGAAGAAGACCAAUGAAGUAUAUCUACCCAGGGUGCGACAGAGGAAUAAAUGGGGCACUGUUAAGGUUAUUCCAUAAAUGAACUACGGAAAAAAGCAAUAUUACCAACGUUUUGCGGAUGCAUUCCAAAGGAUCUUACUUAGUUAUUCAAUUAUCCAGCGCCUUCGUCUGGUAAUCGAUUAUCUUGGUCGUUCUGGCGGACGCAUCAACGCCAUCACUCCAUCUCAGUCUCAGUCAGAUUUCCUAAAAGGACUUCACGGGCUGGGUCGUCCGGUGUCAUUCUCAUGACAUGACCGGGACCCACCGGAGCCUGGCGAGUUUAAUUCGCUGCACGCCUCCAUUGUCUGCCCACACAUACGCGGCUAAAGGGGGUUUCGUCAGUUUUGGACAGAGUCCAAGUCUCAGAGGCGUUGUUUGAGUACUGGGACUUGUUAUGUACAGGGUUCUUUCAGGGGAUCUUUCAAAAUUACACUAUUUGUCUGCCAUGUAUGGCAAUGCAAUUUUCAAGACGACGCGCCGGAUGGUAGAAUACUUCUUUCGAAGUAGCCAGAAGCCUCGUGAAUUUUACCAUAUGUUUGGCUUGAAACUUAAGCUUGAGCUGCCUUUUGAAGGACAUCCUCCAAUUCAUUUAUGUAAAAUCAAAUAAAAUGUUUGGUAACUAGAGAUUAAUAUCCUGAGCAGUGAUUCGUCCAAGAACUGGAAUAUCAAUUUCUGUCCUGAAGUAAUGUUCCACUAUUGCACCUGAAGUUGCCUGAAAGUCUUCCUUGAUAAUUCUUCUUUCGGAUUGUCGCAGUUUUUUGCUGGACAAUAACAUCCUAACUUUUGCUGAUAAGCUCCUUCGGGUCAUUGGGUGUCCCAAUGACAUCCCAAACGUUUGCUCUGAGCGCUAACUCACAGCUUCUAAGGGUAGUCACCUUACACAAGUAGAGAGUGAAUUGUCCCAAUUGUCCUGUCGCACGUUUUGUAGAUUAGAAGAUUGACAACUGAAAGAACCUCAGUCCAUUGGAAUCUAACGGGUUUCUGCAAGUUUCUUGUUUAAGUUAGAGCUUAUCUAGUUCGCCAUAGUCACCGUUUCUUUCCUUCAGGACAAUCGAUUGCGUACCGUUCCCAUCAUCUAUUGUAUACUUUCAUUACCCAAUACAAUAAUUGAUCCCAGCGAGCGACAAUAAUUCAAAAUCCCUAUAUUUGCCACCCACCAACCACUUACAUUUCAGUUAGCUUUUAGCACGCUUUGUCUGAAAUUGAAUUAAGUUUUGUAUAAAAAAAGAACAAAGAAUUGCUAGAACAUGAAACACGCAACAUUGAAAAAACUGGUGAUAAACAAACAUUUGUUAUAAACAGCAGCAAAAUGGCGAUGAAAUCAAGAGUUCUAAACGUACUGUUUUUUGGAAAGCAAAUUGUUAAGCAGAGCAAAGCAAAGAAAGGAGGACGUAGAGGAGCUACAUACAUAUUAGUGAGAACGCAUACACCGAGCAGGAUAGAAAGAUAUCAUCAUCACCAAAAGAUAGAUUGGGAGACUAGUCCCGGAAGGGUAGAAGAGAAAAUGGCUGACUUUGUUAACGAAGGCAAAUGUUAUUGUAUCAACAGCACAAGCGGUAUUGAUAGUAGUCAUGAUUCCAGUUUGAAACCAUCUCAUAUCCACGCUCAUGGACGCACGGAAGGAAUAAGGUAAUAUAUACAGGUCGCCAAUACUGCCAGACCGGGAUUGAUGGUGGAGGAGAUAGGACGCAUCUCGCAACCAGCAACAUUCCCCCAAAGCUCAUGAGCACAUUUGAAACCGAAAACAAUUGUUGGAUGUUGGUGAUUCCAGGCAUUUCCUGCAGAGGAAGUUUCCAGACAAGAGUGUGAAGUAGGCAGGUGAUCCAAAUUUACUUCCGUAGAAGAGAAAAUUGUUCUGGGGGGAAAAACGAGUGUUAAGAAAUUGGACCCAAACAAUAAAUAUUAAGCAGAAGCAUGUGUAAUGUGGA
Molecule: messenger RNA, 5189 nt
Organism: Anopheles stephensi (Asian malaria mosquito)
Lineage: Eukaryota; Metazoa; Arthropoda; Insecta; Diptera; Culicidae
Gene: Ric
Product: GTP-binding protein Rit2
Exons: 3
Coding region: 440-1213 (257 amino acids)
Biological process (GO): Ras protein signal transduction
Cellular component (GO): plasma membrane
Molecular function (GO): calmodulin binding; GTP binding; GTPase activity
Source: RefSeq, a predicted model, not a curated record